AUGGCUUUGAAUCCUUUACCAAAUGCGCUUGUGAUAGGUGCUUUUACUGGUGGUUUAUUUGGUUUAGCAGCCAAAUAUAUCACUGAUAAAAAUAAGGCUACAGGUCAAUUAGCGGGUGGUAUUACUGGAGCUGCAGUAGGUGGAUUGGCAGGAGGUGCAAUUGGAGCUACAAUUGUUAGUACAACAAUAGGAAUUGUUAGUAGUGGUUGUGCUGGUAGUAUAUCAGGUUCUAUAUGUGGAUAUACUACUGCAGGAUGGACUUAUGAAGAUGAAAAAAUUCCAAAUGGAAAAAAUAAAUAA
Messenger RNA from Adineta steineri, 300 nucleotides. The record is from the annotation of a GenBank genome assembly. NCBI's taxonomy places the organism in Eukaryota, Metazoa, Rotifera, Eurotatoria, Adinetida, Adinetidae.